AUGAAGAGCUUUGGACUUUCAUUCUUGGCGUUCGCCUUACUCGCAGCUCACAUCUCUGCUAUCCCAUUGGAAAAUGAGAUUAAUUCCAAUGAUUCCAACGAAUCCGGAGACCUCAAAACGAUCGCAAAUUGCGCCGAAGAAGGUGGAUUCGCCGGAGUGAUGAAUUGCGCCGCUAUGCGUGCAUUGAAAUCCCUUCAAUACAUCGCGAAGCAACCGAGCCUCGAAAUUGUACCUGGAAUCACAUUGAACAGCGAUAAUCCGAAUGUGCAGAGAUCAGGAAAAUCUUUGUCCGACGAAGAAUUACCAAAAGAUCCUCAAGAGAAGGCCAACAAAUUGUAUUCACUCAUCUUGGACAAUGCCGCUUCUGUCGUUUCUGGACGUACCCUGAAGAUCAGUAUGCCUGAAAACGUGUCCGAAAGUGUGUCAAGGGCUUUGGAAGAAGGUGGUUCUUUGGACUUCCUCCCAGGUCGCAAGAAGAAGAAGGGUAGCAUGAUCCCAUCUUACGUCCUCGCAAUUGGAGCCAAAAUGAUCGCAAUUGUACCAGUAAUCAUGGGAGGACUCGCACUUCUCACAACCAAAGCCUUGAUCGUAGCCAAAAUCGCCCUCGUCCUCUCCGGAAUCGUCUUCUUCCAAUACUUAGGAAACAAGGGUUCGACAAUCUUUAGUGGAAUUACAGGAAAUUCUAAUGGUUAUGGUGGGGCGGUUAGCAGCGGCGGAUACGGAGGUGGCGCCCACGGAUUCAGCACCGGAUACGGAAGUGGUUCGUACAAUCCUUCCACCUGGACGACGAAUUCGUUGGGUGGUGGAGCGGCUGCUGCAGGAGCUGGAGGUUCCUACGCUAGAUCCAUCGAUGUUGCCGAGGAAGCCCAAAAGAUGGCGUAUUCCGCUUCCGUGAAGAAGCAGAACUAA
This is a messenger RNA of Nicrophorus vespilloides, 909 nucleotides long. RefSeq lists its product as uncharacterized. The transcript has 7 exons. The record is from RefSeq and is a predicted model, not a curated record. NCBI's taxonomy places the organism in Eukaryota, Metazoa, Arthropoda, Insecta, Coleoptera, Silphidae. Bases 1 to 909 code for a protein of 302 amino acids.